AAAACUCCAAUCCCCGUUGGAGGAUUUACUCCAUAGGCCCAUAACAAGCCUAAACAACCUUCCCAUCUGCAAGAUUUCAUUAACAACAUGAUAGUAAACAUAAAAUUUGACGACAUAUAGAAAGGAAAAAAAAUAAUUUAAAGUUUUUUAAUAAUUAUCGCCUUAAAUGAAGAAGCGUAUAAACAAGAAAAUUAAAAUACCUUUAGAUCUAAUCAGAAGAAGUUACCGGGAGUUAUAAAGUAAACUGGAUUUUUUUGGCUUCUUUGAUUCCAGAUUUCUCUAGCUGGAAGUGUCUUUAUAUAGCGAGAAACCGAUAUGUAGGUGUAGUUACUUACACAAAAACCAGCUCAGACGCAAGUUGGAUCUGCACCGGCUACCUAGUAGUAGACCUCAUCAUUCCACUGUAGCUUCUGGAAAAUAUCUCUGACACUUUGAAUAUUUUAUUAAAUAAUAUGACAUAAUCGAUUUCAUUAAACCGGUCUUUGUUUUACAAACUCGGUUAAGACAUACUAUAUUUGCGGUUCAAAUUGAUUUCUUUUCUCUGAGUAUACCGUUUACUUAUUACUCCAUUUCAUUCUUACGCUGUUCUUUUUUCCUCCUCUAAUUUAUAUACUCUUUAGGUACAAUUUUGGACUCGUUGAAGACCCGUUAAAAAUGGAUUCCAUAUGCAAUUAACGUAACAUAACAUUUGUAAUCACUAUAAAGUUUGGAGUUCGUUUUUGCGCUCUGAUUCAAUCUUCUCAUAUUCUGUUAUGCAACACUCUAUGUUUGUGACCAAUGGUAUACACUUUUAUCGUAAAUUGGCAUUCAUAUACGACGACAUGCAUAUGUAUGUCAAUUAGCGGAGAAAUACGGGCGUUUUCCUGUAAUAUGGCCCCGGUUAGAUUGCAUCUUCGUCAUCCCUCAGUAACACCAAUGGGUGUAUUUCAUAAUUCAAUUCACAGUGACAUUCAAUUUAAAAGGAAGCAUGAUGAUCGGCUCUCCCCUCAAUAUAUAUAUCUUUAUUAUGGUCUGCAUGGCCUUCACUUCUGAUCUUAUUGUAGAUAAGACCAACAUAUGAACUUCCGCUACAAAACCGUUAUCACGUCAGGUUUCAAAAUAACUGGAAUAAUUGAAUCGGCUUAAUUGUUUUGUAUGUUUUAACGACACAACGUUCGGUUUAUAUAUUGAGACGAAAUGUCUAUUUUACAAAAAUCAAGGACAGAUAUUCUAAUUCUCGUUUCUUUAAGGUUACAUUUAUAAAUAGAUAUGAAUAAUAUGAUUACAGUUGUCGGAUUGCAUGUCAACUCCGCGGAAAAAGAUAACUCCAAAAAUGCAAUAAACGUGUGAAGACUGUGAUACAAAAUGUCGUUUUCAUUUUAUAUCUCUGACAAGUGAAUCUAAAGUGGAUAUGCCUAGCCUACCACUGCACCCUAUAGACACUACAAACGAAGCUAUCCGGGUGACUACGGUCAUUUCAUUUGUCUUUCGCUUUCCAUCUAUGCAAACAAUUUUUAACAUGCAUACUAUACUAAAUAACUUCUGAUUCUUGUAUUUCUAGCCAAUUUGGCCUUUAUAUAAUGUAUACAUAUAAUAUAAACUAAUAUAUAAAUAUAUUAUUUUAUGUAUAUUUUCAUAUAAAUAAUACUACAAUAUAAAUUCAAUAUGAUAAAAAGAGUAUGAAAAAUAUAGCAUCAGAUUUUAAAUAGUACUAGAUUCUGACCUGCGUAAAACACGGGUAACUUUUUUUUGUUUGAUUUAUAAAACCGGUAAAUUAAAUUAUUAUGAAUGUUAAACUACUAAAUUAAAUGUUUUGUUGCUUAGACUUGUGUAACUAAUGUAGUGAAUAGUCAUAUCCGGUUUUAUUAAUGACUAAUUUUUGGGUUCACCUCCUAUGGUAAACCUGUAGGUUCACCAAACAAUAUGAUUUAGCUAUGUCAUAUUCAAUAUCUUUUUAAAAAAGGAAAAAAAUACAAAAUAUUGUUAAACUAUAUUAUUUAAAAAAAAUAAAAAUGUUAACAUAAAAGAAAAUAGUAGUUGUUACAAAAAAAAAUCUUUUUAAAUAUUUUUAAAAUUAUCAAUAAAACACUAAACCCUAAAUCCUAAAUCCUUGGGUGAACCCUAAACUAAUGGGUAAACCCUAACCUCUUGGGUAAACUCUAAACACAGCCUUUCAUCACUAAUUAUUUUUUUAGUAAUUGAAAACACACAACUUUUAAUAAGAAAGAGAUACAAUCUUUAAUAGAAAAACACCUUAAUGAUUAAAUACAACUUUUAACAAAAAAUUAGGGGAAACGUGUCAAUUUCGACCCUAACAGUUUUGGUCGUGCCAAUUACGACCCGUACAAUUUAUCGGUGCCAAAUACGAUCUCAACUCAAUUAUAAUUCAAAAAAACUACCUGAACUUCUUAAAACGUGAUUAAAUCUAUAUUGAGUGUAACAGAAGUUAGUAAACCGUUAACAAUAUAAAAUCAACCAUUAACAAGAUAAAACGACAUCGUUUUGAUAUACAAAGAAAAAUGUCAAUUUCGACCCCAACAAUUUCAGUCGUGCCAAAUAGAACCCGAACCAAUGGUCAAUACCAAAAACUAUCCCAACUUAAUUAUAAUUUUAAGAAAAUUUAUCCAAACUUAUUAAAACGUGCAUAAAUCUACUUUGACUGGGCUUGUACUUUUUUAAUAUAUAAAAGAGUAAUAUAAAAAUUGAGUAAGGCAGCAAAAAAAAAAAAUUAUGGAAAAAAUUCUUAGCCGUUAAAAGAAUUAGGUAAACAAUGGAUUCAUGGUCCAUUCAUUUUUCUUAUAACCAAAAUAAAUUUGACAGGAAAAAUCAGAAAGGCAAAAGUAGUUAUGGAAAGACUUAAUGGUAAAGAAACUUGAGGAACAAGGCUAUUCAUAUUUAUUUAAGGUGGUGAGAGUCGUUGUUACCACCAACUUAAUGUUUCAAUUAGGAUUUUAGCAUCACACCACUAUGAGUUCUCUGCUUCUCAGCCGUCUCUCGAGGCUCCGUCUGAGGAAACCACCUGCGCUAGGAGUUAGACACCUGGGUGGCGCUCGGUUAUUGUCCGAAACCCCUCUAUGUCACAUCUACGGCGUUGAACAUUGUGGAGAGGAUCAGGUUAAAGGGAAUAUCGGUAGACUCAUGAUCACAGAUUUUUCUGGGCCUAGUUGUUGGACCAGGGUUUUGGAAAAGACGGUGCCCAUGGAGAUGAUGACAGAAACGGGAACGAUGGGAGCAUCUCAUGGCUGGGUAUUGACUUGGAGAGACGGCUGCCCGUAUCUUGCAGAUGAUCUCAACCCGGGAGCGUCUUCAGCUUUCAGUGGAAUCACACUGCCUCAUUUCGAAACUCUUGCUCAUUGCCAAACAAAACUGGUAACCAACGUGGCCAUGUCAUCCUCCUCUCCUCGUGACGACUGCAUUUUGGCCGUCAAGUUCGCUGGACCUCAGCUCAGCCUAUGCAGGCCGGCUGGGAAGAAUAACAAGUGGGUCAACAUCAAAAUCGAAAACCCCGGCUUCUCCUCCUCCCGAGUCAUCUAUUCAAAGAUGGAUAACAAGUUCGCCAUGGUGGCUUCUGGGGGCAGAAGCAUAGGAUACUGGAAUCCUGUUGAUGAAACGUUUAAGGUGGAGACGUGUAGCGUUGUCCUUCCUGAGUUGUUGGAGUCAGAAUGGGAAGAAUUAGACUCGUGUUGCAAGACCCAAGAGUUGGUGGAGUCGAGAUCGACGAAAGAAAUGUUUAUGAUUAAGCGGUUCAGAAAGAGAAAUAACGAGGAGGGUGGUGGUGGGAGGAUGGAAGAGCAUAAAAUGUGGGUGUUCGAGCUACAAUCUUCACAUUGGCGUUACACUCAAGACAUUGGUGAUCUCUGCAUUUUCCUCUCAAAGUCUGAGCCUUUCUGUCUCAAGGCUAGCUCCCACCAGAAAUGCAAAAACUCCAUCUAUUUCUUAGACAAAACCGAACGUGGAAUAUUCACUAUCGCUGAUAAGUGUAAGACUAGUAACUUCUCCAAUUUCGCUGCCCCUUACUUCAUUCCACCUCAAUCUUACCUCAACGCUAGUCGUAGCAAUCCAUCUUGUACGUUUUUAUUUUAAUGUAUUAUCUUUUUUUUUUUGCUUUGCCCGAAUGUUCUUCAAAAGUAAACUGCAUUACAUAUCUAAUGUAGGAGGUUGAGUUUGUUUGUUCUC
Messenger RNA from Brassica rapa (field mustard), 4155 nucleotides. RefSeq lists its product as uncharacterized. NCBI's taxonomy places the organism in Eukaryota, Viridiplantae, Streptophyta, Magnoliopsida, Brassicales, Brassicaceae. The record is from RefSeq and is a predicted model, not a curated record.